UCAUAGCAAUCCGACUCAUCCUCUUAUCCUUCAACGUUGCUCAGGGAAACUUCUUAGUUCUUUUUCAAGUUUGUUUCACAGGCAGUGUAAUGCUGCCAUCCACAGUUCGGAGCUCUCACAAUUCAAAGUUCUUCUCCAAGUUUCACGGGCCUUAUUAAAAACGAUAAAGAUGAACAUACACCACGUGUCACUGUUCACAGAGUAUGAAAGCUCCUCAGUUUGGAUCAAAGUCAUCAAUUUCUUUGCCUUUGAUCAUUAACAAAGAAGACAGUGAUGAAAACAUUACUGAUUCUCACAGUCAGAAAACAACCACAUUCUCACAGUGUGAAGAAGACGAAGGAGAAGAACUUCAGCUUCUGAUUGAGAACUUUAAAUUGUGGAGGGCAGCAUCACACUUCUCGGUGUGCAGCCUGCCACGAAUUGUUAGAAGAAAAAGCACAACAUUGAGAAACUAACAAUCAGUGUUGAGGAAAACCAAUUGACAGCGAAGACUCAGGAGGACGACUAAUGACAAGAAAGGGAGGCGGUAAUGCAACAUUGAAUUGCAAACUACCAAAAAGUUAAAGGAGAACAAGAAGCAGAAUGAGUGUGAGAAAAAGAAGACACCAGGAACAAGAAAUGGAGCAGGAUGAAAAUCAGCCAGAGUGGGAAACCUUUAUUUGUCCAAUCUGUCAUGAUCUGCUGAAAGACCCGGUGGCGAUUCUCUGUGGACACAGCUACUGUAUGAACUGUAUUCAAUCGUACUGGGACACAGAGAUUGUCUUCAGCUGCCCCAUGUGUAGAGAGACCUUCAAAAUGAGGCCGAAACUGACGAAAAACCUCAUGUUAGCAGAUUUGGUGGAGCAGCUGAAAAAGAAUAGACUCCAAGCUGCUGGAGCUGAAGACGUGUCCUGUGAUGUCUGCACGGGGAGGAAACUGAAAGCUGCCAUGUCCUGUGUGAAUUGUUUGGCCUCGUACUGUGAGAAACACCUCCAGCCUCAUUAUGAGUCACCUCCAUUUAAAAAACACAAGCUGGUGGAGCCCUGCAAGAAGCUCCAGGAGAACAUCUGCUCUCUCCAUGAUGUGGUGAUGGACAUGUUCUGCUGCACUGAUCAACAGUGUAUCUGUUAUCUCUGCUCUGUGGAUGAACAUAAAGACCACGACACAGUCACAGCUGCAGUGGAAAGGACGCAGAAGCAGAGAGAUCUCGAUCUGACUCAAAAAGAAAUCAAGCAGAAACUCCAUGACAGAAAGAAAGAUGUGGAGAUGCUUGAGCAGCAGAGGAAGGACGUCAAUCACUCCGUGAAUACAGCAGUGGAGGACAAUGAGAAGAUCUUCAUUGAGCUGAUCCAACUCCUGAAGAAAACACGCUCUAAUGUGAAGCAGCUGCUCAGAUCCCAGCAGGAACCUGAAGAGAGAAGUAUCAAAGAUCUUCAGGAGAAGCUGCAGCAGGAGAUCACUGAGCUGAAGAGGAAAGACACCAAACUGAAGCAGCUCUCACUCAUACAGGAUCACAACCAGUUUCUACUCAACUACCCGUCACUGGCAGGAGAACUCAGUCCGUCUACUCACUCAUCCAGCGUCAACAUCGCUCCUGCAAGCAUCUGUAAAGACGUGACAGCAGCUGUGUCACAGGUCAGAGGUCAAGUAGAGGACAUUCUGACUGAGACAUGGACAAUCAUCGGACUGACAUUGACUCAAGACGAUGAUUUACUGCCAUGACAGUGCUGAAUUCUUACUAUAUCGACAGGAAAUGGAACUGGAUCCACACCUGAAUGUUAUUAUCUGAGGAAAAUGGACAAGGAACAUUAACAAAUCACUUUUUCUAGUCAUCCAGACAGAUUUACUGAUCGGUGUCAGGUUCUGAGUCAAGAGUCUGACUGGACGGUGUCACAUACAAGACUUUCAGGAGAGCAGGGACAUCAGUGUGUUUGGAUCAGUGUUUGGAUUCAAUGACAAAUCUUUGGCGUUACGUCUUGGUUCCGGUUGUUGUUGCAGUUUCAGGACUCAAGUCUCAGCUGGAUUGUCCUCCAGAGAAGGAUUGUAUCUAGAUUACAGUGAAGGUAUUUAUCACUGAUUUUCCCGAUGGACUUUGGUGCUGGUAGCAAGAGCGUUCAGACGUUCAGUUCCUAGAGUUUUUCAAUUAAAUUUAAAAUAUACAAAUAAUUUUCAAAAAUCAUUGAGAUAUUUAAUCAACAUGUUUUGAAGUUUAAAAUCUAAUAGAGCCCCUAGUGUCUCUAAUGUUAAUUUUAAGCAAUUACAUGUCAGUUGUUUUAGUUUUUUCUUUUCUGUGCUGUGACACUUUUCUGCAACCAUCACAAUACAAAUUUACCAAAAACAUUAUUGGGCAAACAAAUAUUUACUAAAUAAGAUUUGUUCCAGACUGAGAACCGGUUUUACUUGUGUAACCCCGGCACUGACCACCAGAUGGUGUCAACAAGCACUUACCUCUGCAUUAAUGUAAGAAGAACCUGUUGAGAAACAUCUGUAUGCCAGGCGAGUUCUGCUCCGUCUGUGAGCUGCAAGUUUCCCCCAGUAAAAGACGUUAACACUGUCACCACAGCUACAUCCUGUCCGCUCUUUCAAAACAAGAGCCAUAUGAUGGCUUUCAGAAAUCAGACUCAAAAAAUCACUUUUAUGGCUAACCCCCCCCCACCACCAGUGAAAUGAACCAUAAUUACACGACAAUGUCAGAAACAUGUCAGGUCAACAACCUGGUGAUUGACUUGUACACUUGAGUUAUUUUCUCAACCAGGUGAUUUCCAGAAAGUAGGUCAUGUCAGGCUUGUUUGACUCUUUGCCGAUGAUGGACGAUGUUCGCAGUGAGCUCGUAAAACACAGUUCACACCACGAUACGAGGCAUUUAACGUCUGUGGAGGCUCAUAAAUUUUUCCCCUCCUUGCAAUUCUGCUCUACAUGUGACCCUGGACCGUCUGGGUAUCUGGGGUAACUUCCUGUGGUGUGCACAAUUACACGACACAUACACACACAGGUUUGUGCAGCUAUCCUUUGAAAGACUCGCACUGAUUUCCAUUCAUUUGGACAUCCUUAACCUCCCUUUAACUUAACCGUAGCCCAACAGCCAAAGCAUUAUCUCUACCAGUUAAAACCCAACCCUAACUUUAACCGUAACCACAACUCAAAUCUUAGUCCUAAACUUAACCAGUUCUUCAGAAACGAGGUUCUGGCUCCAUGAGGACUACUGGUCCUGACAAGGUCAGUGUUUAUGACAGAAAAUGGUCCUGAAGAGGUAACAAAUACAAGAACACACACUCACAUACACAAGAAGAGGUGAACAGGAGGAAUGCACAUCUGUAUUUGUUCCUGUCAGGACUAGACUAAAGG
Messenger RNA from Solea solea (common sole), 3324 nucleotides. Its product is annotated as tripartite motif-containing protein 29-like. Lineage: Eukaryota; Metazoa; Chordata; Actinopteri; Pleuronectiformes; Soleidae. Gene Ontology annotation, molecular function: zinc ion binding. The record is from RefSeq and is a predicted model, not a curated record. Bases 583 to 1701 code for a protein of 372 amino acids. The transcript has a single exon.